AUGGGGGCUGUGGCUGUGGAUGCUGUGACUGUGGAUGCCUGGGCUGUGGCUACAGCUCCUGCAACGUUUGAAGCUUCCCUAGACAGGGCUGUGGCUAGGGCUGUGGCUAUGGAUAUAGCCCCCACUCUCUCUGUGUCUCUGGCUAUGGUUGCGGCUCUGGCUAUAACUCUGGUUUUGGCUACGUCAUGGAAGACUCUCACUCUGUACGCCUGGACAUCAGAAUUCACCAUCUCUAAACACAGGUCCUGUGCCUUUCCCUUGGCUGAUGAUUAUCCUGCAUCACGGAUGUGUAGCACAACCUCAACAACCAACACCAUGUGUGGCUACUACAGAAACUACUAUGGGGGCCGUGGCUAUGGAUGCUGUGGCUAUGGAGGCCUGGGCAGUGGCUAUGGCUCCUGCUAUGGCUGUGGCUUCCGUAGACUGGGCUGUGGCUAUGGAUAUGGCUACCCCUCUCUCUAUGGCUGCGGCUACGGAUGCGGCUUUGGCUAUGGCUCCGGCUUUGGCUACUACUAUUGA
This is a messenger RNA of Equus caballus (horse), 519 nucleotides long. The record is from RefSeq and is a predicted model, not a curated record. NCBI's taxonomy places the organism in Eukaryota, Metazoa, Chordata, Mammalia, Perissodactyla, Equidae.